This is a messenger RNA of Cottoperca gobio, 1819 nucleotides long. It is a transcript of the gene snai1b, whose product is annotated as snail family zinc finger 1b. Gene Ontology annotation, molecular function: RNA polymerase II cis-regulatory region sequence-specific DNA binding; DNA-binding transcription factor activity, RNA polymerase II-specific. The transcript is spliced from 3 exons. The coding region runs from base 251 to 1078 and encodes 275 amino acids. The record is from RefSeq and is a predicted model, not a curated record. Gene Ontology annotation, biological process: regulation of DNA-templated transcription. NCBI's taxonomy places the organism in Eukaryota, Metazoa, Chordata, Actinopteri, Perciformes, Bovichtidae.
UGUGUCUUUGGGCGGAGACCUGCCCACCACCCCGCUGCUUCUCCCCUCUGCUUCUCCCCUCUACUUACUAUAUGAGGAGGCAACUUAGCGAUCCCUCAACAACAAACUACGUCCAACCCUGGUAGUGGUCUUGUCGAUCUCUCUGUCCGACUGGAAUCUGCAGCUGUCUAAAGAAGAGAUCAUUGGAUCUGAGCACACUGCCGUGGGAUUUUUUUGUUUUUUUAAUUAAUCGGUGAAGCCAGACCUCAACAUGCCUCGGUCAUUUCUUGUCAAGAAGUAUUUUUCCAACAAGAAGCCAUACUACAGGGAAAGCCAACUGGAGAGCCAAACUGCUUUUAUCCCAGAAAGCUUUCCACGGGCUGAACUCCCAACGCAGAACAACAGCUCUGCCCUGACAUGCUAUCCCACCAAGCCCUUCUUCAGUAGCAUGGACACCCUGCCUGCUCCUCUCUCCCCCAUCACCACUGUGUCUCCAUCCACUUCACCGCUUGGCCCGCUGGACCUCAGCAGCUCUCCCUCCAGCAGCAGCAGCAGCAGCAACAGCAGCAGCAGCAGCGAGGAGGAGGAGGAUGGCGGGCGUACUUCAGACCCUCCUAGCCCGGAUAUCAUGCAGCACAUCUUCCACUGCCUGCACUGCAGUAAAAGUUACACCACCCUCUCAGCACUGUCCCAUCAUCAGACGUCUCACUGUGCUCCACAGCAGCAGACACCUUCUCUGCCCAGUGAAGUCUCUGCACGCCCAGCCUUCCACUGCAAACACUGCCCCAAGGAGUACACCAGCCUGGGAGCCCUGAAAAUGCACAUUCGCUCACACACACUGCCCUGUGUGUGCCCCACAUGUGGCAAGGCCUUCUCCAGACCGUGGCUGCUCAGAGGACACAUUCGCACACACACAGGUGAGCGCCCCUUUGCUUGUCAACACUGUAACCGGGCCUUUGCUGAUCGCUCCAACCUGCGUGCCCACCUACAGACCCACUCCGAGGUGAAGAAGUACCAGUGUGGCUCCUGCUCAAGGACCUUCAGUCGCAUGUCCUUGCUGCACAAACACACCGCCUCUGGGUGCUGUCCCGCCUCAUAGACUCUGAACUGUUCCCAGUUGAAGCUGGUUCGGUUCCCCCUUGAUUAGCGCUAAUAUGCCUGGAGGACAGCGGACUUCAAAGCCAUGACGGGACAGAAACAUUGAGUUCUGUUGCUUUUAUAAAAUUACUUCUUAAGUGCCUUUUCCAGGACACUAGGUAGAUUUUUUUAUGUCAUGUUGUUAUUCUCAGCACAGCAUUGCUGCGUCCUGUCAACUGUGUGUAUAUGUGUGUGAUUUGAGGGCAGCUGGACAUGCAGUUAAUUCCCAGGAAACUCCGUCGGUGCCGGCCGGUCCGGGACUCUGGCCAUGUUGCAGCUGCUAGGGUGUGUUUGUGUAUGUGGGGAUGUCAUUCCUCACCAUACUAUACAUACAUGGCAUGUGUGUGUGUAUAUGAGCAAGUGUGUGUGUUGAGACAGCUGUCUGUGUAUGGUGUACUGUGGAGGCAGGGUGCUGAGAGAAGUGUUAGCUGUGACCUCGACGACAGGUGACCCUCCGCUUGCCCUCCUCACGCCACAAACACUUUCCAUGUGAAAGGACCACUUAAACUUGACCAAAAAACACCAUAUUGUCAUUUAUUGACAUUUUCUUUUAAUUUUGAUGUUUUUUGGGAAUGUUUUGACCCACAGUUUUUAUUAACUAUUUUGUUGAACAUGCAUUUCAAAUGGAAAAACUGUGCCUUUUUUCUGCCAAAUGUAAAUAAAAGCUUUGUUUAAAAAAAUAAAUAACCCUGCUGUGCACCUA